CGCGCUUCUCCCUCUCCUCUCUGAACUCAACAGCUGCAUAGUGAGUGAUUUGCAAACUCUGAAACAAGGCAUUUCGUCCGGCAAACAAUUGGCUAACUCAACUCGUCAGAUUUGCAGAAAGAAAAGACAUUAUUAGUUCAUAUAGCGACCGUUUCAGAACAGAAUAACAGUACCUGACGAAGUCUGAACACAAUGGUUUUGCCUGUCAGGAAAAUUAGUCAUUGUGAAUCACAAGAAAUCAACUCAUAGAGUUUUCAUCCCAGCACCUGGCAGUGACUGGCAAGCUCUGUCUGCUUCUAUGGUACAGAAUGGAUCAUAGGGGCUUACUUAAACUUUAUGCAAAAAAACUUAUCUGAAGCUCAAGAAAACCAUUUGGAGAGUUCCAUGGAAGGGUUCAGAGUAUUUGGGAUUUUUUAAUCUCUCGAAUAUGUCCUUCGUUAGUGACUCUUAUGUUAUAAGUCUCCUAAAAACAUAUUGUUAACUUGUCCAACAACUGAAACAAAAUUAGAAAAAUAUAUCUAAAUAUAUUUCAAGCACUGUUAACAUGCCUACCCACACAUUGAUCCCAUAUGUGGAAAGUCCUGAUGGACUAGGCCAUGACAUCUUUAACUACAGUAGUGCAAGUAUGCCUGGUACUGGUUCUAGCAUGACACCUCACACCAGCUCAGUGGAAAAACGGGACUCUCUAACAGAAAGUAGCCUACCUCUAGACUGCAUGUUUUGUGAGGAGACUUUCCUACAUCAUGAAGACCUGGGACCACACCUUCUCUCCCAGCAUCCCACAACAUUCCAUGCACCUGCUGUGUUGCGUGUUGAAGCAGAGUUCUUGACUCCUAGUGAGAGGGCACGUUCUAAGAUCUGCCAAGUUGUGGAAAAGAAUGAUGAGCUGGGUUGCGUUGUGUGUGGUCAGGCCAUAGCAGAUGCAACCGAGUUGGAACCCCAUAUGCGAAAGCACAAAGACUCUUUCACCUAUAGCUGUAGCCUGUGUGGACGGCGUUUCAAAGAGCCUUGGUUCCUCAAGAACCACAUGAGAACCCAUGGUGGAAAGGCAGGGUCUAAAAACAAAAACCAGGACCUGGAGACCCCAGCCACCAUCAAUGACAUUGUCCAAGACCAGCCCCCAUCACCUGUUAUCACACCUUACAAAAUGUGCAUGGUUUGUGGCUUUUUCUUCCUCAACAAAGAAGUAUUGGCUGAGCACAGCAAAGUUCACAAUCGAGAACCAGAAGUGGUUGAGAACACCCCUGUCGACUGCCAACUUGCUGAGGAGGAUCCUGUAUCUCAGAAGGCUUUUUUGCAGACCCUAAGGUUGCAUGCUUCUGGAGACAAAGCCAAAGAGAACCAUCUAUCAGGACGCUGGAUAUCUCAGCUUGACCCUUUCAACACCUACCAGGCUUGGCAGUUGGCCACCAGGGGCAAGAUAGCAGCAGGUCCAAACUUGGCCAAGGAGCUCAAUGCAGACUCCAACUCUGACAACGAGGACUCUGGUUCUGACAAAGAUGAACUUGGUGCCAUCUGGGCUUCAAAUGGUGAUGAUAAGCCAAGGCGAGGCCUGAGGAGUGAAAUCAAGCCGACAACCGAGACCCCUUCGCCAUCACCUGAGCAAAACGGGCUGCUUCGUAAAGACAAGCCAACAAGCUGUGAAGAUUGCGGAAAGAUCUUCAGGACUUACCAUCAGCUGGUACUCCACUCUAGAAUCCACAAGAAGGAGAGGGGGGGAGCAGAAAGCCCCACCACAUCUGUAGAGGGGAGGGCCCAAAGUGUGGGCUCAUGUAGCAAUUCGUCUCUAGACCGAGCGGAGGAGUAUUCUGAGGAUGGAUCUGAAGAGGGAGUGCCAGUCGACUCGUUUAAUCCAGAUAAAAGUGAGGAUGGUUUGAGUAAAAUGAAGCUCAAAAUUCUUGCACCAAGAAAAUGCAGUUACUGUGGGAAGACUUUCCGCUCUAACUAUUACCUCAAUAUUCAUCUCAGGACACAUACUGGUGAAAAACCAUAUAAAUGUGAAUAUUGUGACUAUGCUGCAGCACAGAAAACGUCUUUGAGAUACCAUCUAGACAGACGUCACAAGGACAAGCCUUUCACUGAGAUCCCAAACAUUCCUGCCAGAAACAAUAUCAAGGCCAUUGAAUCCCCUAAGAAUGUAGAUGACAAACAGGCCUUUAAACCUGCCAAGCAAUGGCUUAUUCCUAAACCUAUCCCUGCUAUUGUUAAACAUGAACCUGGCUUGAGCCAGCCAAACAUUAACAGCACCGGUCCUUCUGUUGAAUUUAAGCAAGAGUAUAUAAGUUCUCCUGUGAUUGCUCCAUAUACCCCUGCAAGUGAGGUAAAAAAAAAGUGCCCCUUACCGGUAAAUCUAACGAUGGAGGAGAAAGAGGCUUCCGAGGCACCAUUGAAUUUGUCACUCAAAGCGUCGCUCUCUGUAUCUGCUACCUCUGUGCCGAGGAAUUUGUUACUGACCAACACAUGUACCUCUUGUUCUUAUGAAACCCUCUACCCUGAAGUUCUUCUGAUGCAUAAGAAGCUCAUCCACAAGGAGAAGUUUGACGUUAAGAAGAAUGGAUACAGGGGACCUCUAAAGCAAAAACGAUACACUGGUUGCCCCCCAGCUCUCGAGGGCAAAGAUGUCACUCCUUUGCCCCAAAUCAACAGGAAGCAUCCUCGCCGGACCAAAUCCCCACCAUGCCAGCCAGAUAAACCUGGGGAGAAACAUCCCAAACAUCCUCAAAAAUCUAAGAUUUCACCCGCCAAAGAGCACUGGAGAGAUCAGUACCAAGAGAUUCAUAGAGGCAGGGAAUCAGGUGUACCUACCAGCUCGCUAUCCAGAAUCCCAGAACGUGCUGUGGAAUCGAGCAGUAAAUCAAAUGCACCAAUGGUAAUCGAUCGAGAGAUGUUCAAGCAGAGACCUGGCAUUGAUCAUCAGAGGGCAAGCAUGGGCAAAAACGGAAUGGUUUGGCCCACAGAUCCAGGCCAACUUUGCCUGUCAGACCGUUUCAGAAAUCUGACGGAAAUGGACAUCGGUGAACCCUCUAGUAAAAGACCGAAGUCCUUCAAGCCUCCACAUGCUGCAUCUGGUCGGCAUGGGGAGGACUUCAGCAGGCCAGUGCCUUCUGGAAGAAAUAUGAAAAUAUCACUGCAGACAAAUUCCCCCGUGGCUCCUGUUAAGGUUGCUCCAGCAGCGUCUAACAGCAGCAUGCAGGCCGACUGGAAAGUCAUCGACUUGCUUCGCACCUACACGCCCAACAGCUUGGCCUCGCUUUACCAUUCCACCAAUGCAAGUUCCAGCCAUGGUGUCAUGGCAUCACCUGUGACAGGAAGUAGGUCCAUGAUCUUCCCUCAUUACUCCACUAGCAUGAGAAUCCAAACUAGCCCUCGGAGUAACAAACGCUGUGGACCUUCAGAUAAGCGCUCUUAGAAAUUUCCAGGCUUUGAAAUACAUGGAGAAAACGUUGAUGCCCUCACCAAAGUUGGGGACCUCAGGAGGGAGGAAAGUUUAAAUGACUUGAUGUCGCUCUGGGUGUUCUUCUGAUACUACCGCUACAGCGUUUGGAGUGUUGGAAAGAUGUACUGUGAGAUCUGGGGCCUUGGACUGACUGCAGCCUUGAACAGUGUAGUUUUGAUUCAAUUUGCGUUCCAUUAUGGCAAUAGAUUUAUCUGCAGCGCACUUAACACAAAGGCGAAUGUCAGACGCACUCCUGUUUACCAUGCUUAACAGUUGAUUUGUUAAUCUGUGUUGGGUCGGUGAUUUAUUUUAUUUAUUUUUUUUUUUGAUUGCCUAAAUACUAAUGAAACCACAAACCCAACCAAGUGCCUCCAUUUACAUUUAUUAAAAGCCUGAGCUCUUUAUACAAGUGGACGGCACUGACCAAAUAAACGGAGGAGUGAUGUUUUUGAUUGUUUGUAUUGUUAAUGUUUAACACCUCUUCUUUACAGGUCUACUUUAUGCUAUGCAGACCAUGGAAAUUUGUGUUGAUUUCCUCAAGUUAGAAACUUUCUCGUUUGUACAAAUUGAGCUGCUGUGUUACCGUCUCGGAUUUGAGACUUGUGAAGCAAUGGUGACGUACUAUGUACUUUGCUGUAGGUACGUUUAACAAAAUAAAAGAAAUGCAGGGACUGCAUGGAACCUUUUUCACUGUGACAUACAUUCCGGAUUGACAAAGUACAUAACUGUGAUCUCGCCACUGCCGAGCAGUUGUGUCAAAUGUGUGGUGAGCGUUUUUUUUUCUUUUUGUUGUUUUUUGGUCCAUUGUUACUUUUUUUUUUUCAUACACCUGAAUGUUUUUAUUCUUGUGUUUUUGUUUUUUUUUACUUCAUAAUCAAGGAUGUGUAUUUAUUUUCAGGUAAACAUGUUGCUUCAUUAGAUUAUCAUUGUGUUUAUGUGUGGAUAUGUUGUUCAAUUUUGUCUCAACCCAUGGUGGCUAAAGCAUGUCAUGGCUUCUGUUACGGCCCAUGUUCAAGAUACUAACCAAUUUUUAGCCACCAGAGAGGUAACUUAUUUUGUCAGAUUUAAGGGGUUUUCAUGAGUUGAAGCAAAUGCUUCAUAUUCUUUUGAUAAUGAACUUGAAACUUUUUUUUUUUUUUUUGUCUUUUGCUUCUCUUUAUUACUGGAAAACAGUGAGAAAAUGCCCCUUUUAUUUUUUUUUUGUUCUGUUUGCAAGACUAGUUAGGCUGAGUGAUGGCUGUUGCUUGUGUGUUCUGAUAAUGGUAUUAUUUCCAGCUCAAGUCGAAAACCAAUGCUGCUUUAUGCUGGGUCUCAUCAACAGCUUAUCAAAUGCAAGUUUUUGUUUCUUCUCGUCCCCUCGGUAUUUCGUGAAAUGUUUUAAACACUGAAUUGGGUUGGCGUAGGAGGUUUGGUUUACAAUAAGUGACAGCCAUGUGUAAAUAUUUGUUUGUAGUUGUGCAAAAAAAAUAAAUCCUUUCACUUUUUUAAUUAUUAUUUUCUUUCGCACUUUCACUAAUUCUGUUGUUCUUUUUCAUUGUAGGGUUCUGUCUUUCACAGGCAUGCAAAAAUAAUUAAGCCAAGAUGCUUUGUCCCCCUGUUGUCCAUGUUCGAUCAAACAUGCUGUUAUUUUGGUCUUCAGUGGAAUGUGUAAUUUGACUUUCCAACCUUGUAACCACCUUGUUAUUGAGCCAGGUGUAUUCCAGGGCUCUAUCCCUUUCUAGUGGCUGAAUAAAGCAGUUGUGUAAAU
Molecule: messenger RNA, 5183 nt
Organism: Xyrauchen texanus (razorback sucker)
Lineage: Eukaryota; Metazoa; Chordata; Actinopteri; Cypriniformes; Catostomidae
Product: zinc finger protein 217-like
Exons: 6
Coding region: 545-3409 (954 amino acids)
Biological process (GO): regulation of DNA-templated transcription
Cellular component (GO): nucleus
Molecular function (GO): RNA polymerase II cis-regulatory region sequence-specific DNA binding; DNA-binding transcription factor activity, RNA polymerase II-specific
Source: RefSeq, a predicted model, not a curated record